UUUACACACUUGAUAAGUUAAUAUCAAUGUUGAGUAUUAGUCACCUCCAAUUUGUUUGGUUUCUUUGAUUUAGAUUGUGUCCAAGUUUCGCUAGCUUUUAGAGCGAUUUUUCCAACGAAAAAACCUUAUUUGCGACAAAUCAAGUAAUAUGUCGCAACCCGAAGAUAAUAGACCUUCACUCGCAGCAUUAACACCCCAUGAUCUGCUGUACAUAUUUGGCUACCUAGAUAAUGACGAUCUGCGGCAGUGUCGUCUCGUCUGUUCACACUGGUAUCACAUAAUCAAACAUGAACACCGGCUAAUCAACCGAUUUCGUAUGGGUUUGACUCUUGAUUCUGGUUCCGUUGUGUCAUUGAACGAGCCACCGUUCGCUAUUGUCGAGAACAGCAGGAUAAAGGUGAAGAGGAUCACCAUAAAAGACGAUUUCCUGGAAGCAGGCAAUAGCAUAGCCGUGGUGGAGGCGAACCGGUUGAAACUGUUGCAGCUGUCCGAAAUUCUAAGAGAUAAAAAUGGGGCGAGUACAAUCACUGAAAUGAUUGUUCAUGCCAAAGAUGAUGAACCGCGUACGAACGCCUUGCUAUUUGAAUCGAUCAUGGAAAUGAAGUCGCUACGCGUUCUACGAUUUACACUGACUGCAUUCGUUCACUGUCUGGAAAUAAUGUGUGCUAAUACGGUGGAACAAUGUAAAAGCCUCGAGCACGUCCAAAUCAUGCACAUCGAUUGCAAGCGAUUGAUUUUUGACGAUUUUCAACGUCUGCUAACAGUAUUCCCGAACAUCAACCGAAUCGAUAUCAAGACGUAUGACACGAUGCUACUUGGCGAAGACAUUCUCCACAGAUUUGCUCAUCUAAUCAAGUCGAUCGAAAAAUUGGAAUCGUACACCUUGUCGGAGGUGGUUCAUGUGCCAAAUAUGUUGCUCAAGCACAUUUCAUACGAAUGGUGCGACGAUGAUGACUCUGAUAUGAUUACGUUCACGGAAUUCCUAAAUGCACACAGCGAAAUCGAGACCGUGCACUUGAAAGUCGUGCAUAAUACAGAACCUUUCCUGUACAGUGCCAUCGAGCAGUUGACCGAUUUUGAAUUGACCGUCAAGAAGUCGGACGAUUCAGAUGAAGAAGUUAUGAAAUUGGGCGACUUACUGAAGGGAACUCCGAAUUUGCAAAAGCUUUCCGUCCGAUACAGAGGCAAACCUGAGUUUGGCCAUCAAGUCGUCCAACUGAAACAGUUAACUGAUGUGACGAUGAGACGAUAUUGUUUAGAUUGCGAGCCGUGUUUCAUCGCAGUACUGAAAUCCAUAGCGAAUGUUACAACGCUUAAGUUCAUGCGGCAUAGUGAGAUGAACGUGAAGCAGUUGACUUUAAUUUCGAAACACCUGCAGCAUCUUCAGAGUCUACAGUUGAUGUUUCAGGAUAGCGUCGAGCUUCAAAACAAGUUUGCACGAUGGCCGGCAAUGCCAAAACUGAAAACGUUGAUCGUCAACCGAGUGGGACACUUAACUAACAAAGCAAUCGAAAAACUACGAGAAAGUUGUCCGAUGCUCGAAGUACUUCGAUUCUAUUCAGUUCGCGGUCGCGGUGCCCAGAUUCCCAACUUGUUGAAGCUUAUUUUCAACAGUUUUCCCAAUUUGCAAACCGUUACUUUCAGAGGUGGUCGUUGCACUCAAAUACAUCAUCUCAAUUACAUCACCGGCAAAGUGGGAUGCCGACUGAGAGAGCUUGACAUUUCCGCAUACAUUCAACCGGCUGCCAUAAUAAAAUUGUUUGAAAAUAGCACUUCGUUGGAAACAGUUCGCUGUAAAUAUGGUUCGCUGGUGGUCACGCGUCGCAUUUACUACGAGUCAGCCGUUUUAAAUGCUUACCCUCUGGAUUCGAUGCAACAGCCGCUGAAAAAUCGGAAGCGGUUGCACAUAUACGAGGAUCUGUCGUCGGAUUCGGAGACCAGUGACAGUGAGGAAAGCUCGUCCGCAUCGUCGUAUGAAACAAUCGAUGAGGACGACGACGAAGAGGAUGAGGACAGCUAGUGUAGAAUUGAAAUUCGGAGAGAAUUUUCGUUUAUUGAAACAACGAAUAAAGUCUGACUGGAAAAAUGAAG
Bradysia coprophila is the source of this 2091-nucleotide messenger RNA. RefSeq lists its product as uncharacterized. The record is from RefSeq and is a predicted model, not a curated record. Lineage: Eukaryota; Metazoa; Arthropoda; Insecta; Diptera; Sciaridae. Gene Ontology annotation, molecular function: protein binding.